This is a messenger RNA of Pseudozyma flocculosa PF-1, 879 nucleotides long. RefSeq lists its product as uncharacterized. Bases 1 to 879 code for a protein of 292 amino acids. Lineage: Eukaryota; Fungi; Basidiomycota; Ustilaginomycetes; Ustilaginales; Ustilaginaceae. Gene Ontology annotation, molecular function: S-formylglutathione hydrolase activity. The record is from RefSeq and is a predicted model, not a curated record. Gene Ontology annotation, biological process: formaldehyde catabolic process. The transcript is spliced from 3 exons. Gene Ontology annotation, cellular component: cytosol.
AUGUCUUCUCCCAAGUCCACCAACAAGGUCGCAUCGGGCCACCUGUACAAAUACUCGUUCACCUCGUCCUCUCUCGGCGGCCUCGAGACCAACAUCAACGUCUUUGUCCCCUCGUCGUCGUCGUCGUCGUCGUCGUCGUCCAAGGUGCCUGUGCUCUACUACCUCUCGGGCCUCACCUGCACCGAGGACAAUGCGGCGCAAAAGGGCGGCUUCUUCAACGCCGCCGCCGACGCCGGCGUCGCCAUCGUCUUUCCCGACACCAGCCCGCGCGGCGCAAAGAUUGACGGCGAGGACGACAGCUACGACUUUGGCUCCGGCGCCGGCUUCUACCUCAACGCCACAAAGCAGCCCUGGAGCAAGCACUACAACAUGUACGACUACAUCACAAAGGAGCUGCCCGCCAAGGUCGACCAGCUCGGACUCGGAAUCGACACGUCGCGCGCCUCAAUCUUUGGUCACUCGAUGGGCGGCCACGGCGCCCUGACGCUGUACCUGCGCAACCCGGGCCAGUACCGUUCCUGCUCGGCCUUUUCGCCCAUCUGCAACCCGACCGCCUGCCCCUGGGGCGAAAAGGCCUUCAAGGGCUACCUCCAGAACCCGGCCGACGAGGCGAGCCAGUACGACGCCACGCUCCUCGUCUCGUCGCUCUCGCCCGCCGAGCGGCCCCUCGACAUCCUCAUCGACUCGGGCACCGCAGACGACUUUUACAAGCAGAACCAGCUCCUCCCCGAACACUUCCAAAACGCCGUCCGCGAGCGCGGCUACGACGACCAGAGGGUCCAGGUCCGUCUCCAGGACGGAUACGACCACAGCUACUACUUUAUCUCGACGUUUGCGCCCGAGCAUAUCAAGUGGCACGCCAAGUUCCUCCACAACUGA